Molecule: messenger RNA, 2753 nt
Organism: Drosophila montana
Lineage: Eukaryota; Metazoa; Arthropoda; Insecta; Diptera; Drosophilidae
Gene: metro
Product: membrane palmitoylated protein 7-like protein metro
Exons: 9
Coding region: 588-2375 (595 amino acids)
Cellular component (GO): cell-cell junction; plasma membrane
Molecular function (GO): protein binding
Source: RefSeq, a predicted model, not a curated record
CGAGUCAGUCGCUCGCUGCAGUCGCUCAUCGUGAACAUUGACAGCGCGCGCUCUCUCACUCUCUCUCUCUCGCACACACACACGCUCUCUCGCUCGCUCGCACGCGCUGCCGCCGUCGCUUUCAGUUUAGUUGCACGAGCUGCAGCCGCACUUGCAGCACGCCACACGGCAGGUUCAGCUCAGGUUCAAUAAUAACAAAUCAAAUACAAUCGAAAUCCUUGUGGAACUAACUAAAAAUAGCAACAAAAACUGAGCUACAAAUUUUACACAUAUAUUCACGCACACACACACAUAUAUAUAUAGCGCGUGUGCGGUUGUCUGUGUGUGCGCCAAGUGGAAAACUGUUUAAAAAUAAAACAAACGCCAAACGGCAAAAGCUGCAAAAACUUUUGUCAACUUUGUCGCCGAGCAAAGAAACCUAAAUAAAAAAACAUUAGGCAUAUGCAACAUAACCGUAAACAACUACAACAGCAACAGCAACAACAACAACAACGGCCACUGAGCGUGUUUCCAUUUGAUCUCAGUUAUACAGUGCCAAAGAAGUCUAAGGGAGCAAGUGUAGCUGCGAGUUUGUGCGUGUUUGUGGCAUGCUAGCUACAGUUAUGGCAUCAGAUAUCAAUUGGGAUCCAGCGCUUUCAAGGCUGAUAACGACGUUAAAGGAAUCGGACAAUUUGUCCAAUGAUCAGGAGAUAGACUUUCUGAAGGCCCUGCUGGAAUCGAAGGAGCUGAAUGCGUUGGUCAAUGUGCACACAAAGGUGGCCAAGGUGGGCCGCGAUGAGCGUCUCGCGCCCGUGCUGUCCACCUCGGCCCAGGUGCUGUACGAGGUGCUCGAGCAGCUGUCGCAGCGCUGUCAUCUAAGCGAUGACUGCAAGGAGGCAUUUCACCUGCUGCAGGACUCCCACGUGCAGCACCUGCUCUUUGCACACGAUGCCAUUGCGCAGAAGGACUUCUAUCCGCAUCUGCCGGAGGUGCCCAUCGAAAUGGACGAGGACGAGGAGACCAUCAAGAUUGUGCAGCUCGUCAAGAGCAACGAGCCACUGACAGGAGCACAAAGUGCGGAGCCGAUUGUUGGCGCCACCAUAAAAACGGACGAGGAGACGGGCAAAAUAAUCAUAGCACGAAUCAUGCACGGCGGCGCAGCGGAUCGCUCGGGUCUGAUCCAUGUCGGCGACGAGGUGAUCGAGGUGAACAGCAUCAAUGUGGAGGGCAAGACGCCGGGCGAUGUGCUCACCAUACUGCAAAACUCGGAGGGCACCAUUACCUUUAAGCUGGUGCCCGCGGACACGAAGGGCGCCCAGCGCGAGUCCAAGGUGCGUGUGCGCGCCCAUUUCGACUACAAUCCGGAUGUGGAUCCGUAUAUACCCUGCAAGGAGGCGGGCCUGGCAUUUCAGCGCGGCGAUGUCCUGCACAUUGUCGCCCAGGAUGAUGCCUAUUGGUGGCAGGCGCGCAAGGAUCACGAGCGUUCCGCCCGCGCCGGCCUUAUACCGAGCCGGGCUCUGCAGGAGCGGCGCAUCCUACACGAGCGUACGCAACGCGAAUGCAACGACAUGGACUCCAAGCCCGGUUCAUGCGCCUCGCUCUGCACGACGCCGCCCGGCUCGCCCCGGCUGCAGACGAGCAGCAGCAGCAGCUCGUGCCGCCAGCCAAAAACUAAAAAGAUCAUGUACGAUUUAACAGAGAACGAUGACUUUGACCGGGAACUGAUUGCGACAUACGAGGAGGUCGCCAAGCUAUAUCCGAGGCCCGGCAUCUAUCGUCCCGUCGUGCUGAUCGGAGCGCCCGGCGUCGGACGCAACGAGCUGCGCCGCCGGCUGAUAGCGCGCGAUCCGGACAAGUUUCGCAGUCCGGUGCCAUAUACCACCAGGCCGAUGCGCACGGGCGAGGUGCCCGGCCGUGAAUACAUUUUCGUGGCACGCGACAAAAUGGACGCGGACAUCGAGGCCGGCAAGUUUCUCGAGCACGGCGAGUACAAGGGCCAUUUGUAUGGCACCUCCGCGGAGAGCGUCAAGUCGAUUGUGAACGCGGGCUGCGUCUGUGUGCUGAGUCCGCAUUAUCAGGCCAUCAAGACGCUGCGCACGGCCCAGCUGAAGCCAUUCCUCAUACACAUCAAGCCGCCGGAGCUGGCCGUGCUGAAGGCGACACGAACGGAGGCCAGGGCCAAGUCCACGUUCGAUGAGGCCAAUGCGCGCAGCUUUACGGACGAGGAGUUCGAGGAUAUGGUCAAGUCGGCGGAACGCAUCGAUUUCAUCUAUGGCCACUUUUUCGAUGUCCAGAUCGUUAACGGGGAGCUGGUGAAUGCCUUCGAGCAGCUCGUUCAGCAUGUCCAGCGGCUGGAGAACGAGCCCCUCUGGGCGCCCUCCAUGUGGGUGCAGUAAAUACCACACCCCCUCCCCCUCCCCCUCGCAAUUUGUUGAACCAACACCAAAGUAUUUGCCAUACGAAUUUAGCCAACUAAUUUUCUUGUUGUUCUUGGCCCAGAGACAAGAAACAAAAAAAACUGUACAGUUGAUUGCCAAUGUUGCACGGCAUUUAGUUAGAAAGAGAUAGAGAGAGAAACGCACGCAGAGCGAAAGAGAGAGAGAGAGAUAUACACGUAUAUAUAUAUAUAUAAAUAGAGAGAAAUACUAUUUACCCCUAGGCGGUCCUGCCGGACGCUCCUGUCCAGCGUUAGUCCUUUUCACGACAUGUACCUUUUUUGCGUAAAAGUGAAAACAAUGAAAAGAAUACAAUAAAAAUCAAAUACGAAAAGAAAA